Messenger RNA from Porites evermanni, 355 nucleotides. NCBI's taxonomy places the organism in Eukaryota, Metazoa, Cnidaria, Anthozoa, Scleractinia, Poritidae. The record is from the annotation of a GenBank genome assembly.
AUGCAAUCCAUAAGCAGUGGUUGAUGCAACCGCCUCACAUAACCAUGUUUUUUUCAAAAAGUGAUUAAAAUUUCUGGUCUACUUUCCUCAAAAAAAACCAAGUAUGACUACUUAAGGUAGAAUUCGUUCUCUUUAAGGUGGUGAUGGAAGGCAGCACAGUAUGGCCUUGCUCCAGCAUGUGUUCGAUGGUGCGGAGAGGGAAGUUAAGGUCAAGCCUCAUGGAAACGCCAAAAACGGCAAGCCAUAUUAUCGCACUUCGGAAUUAACCAAGAACCGGCUGGAGGAACUCGCUAAAAAACAUCCCCCAAAGGAAGCUUUCCAUAAGAACCUUGAAGAAAGUGGUGGAAUUUUGAAG